Molecule: messenger RNA, 3061 nt
Organism: Labrus mixtus (cuckoo wrasse)
Lineage: Eukaryota; Metazoa; Chordata; Actinopteri; Labriformes; Labridae
Gene: map7a
Product: microtubule-associated protein 7a
Exons: 15
Coding region: 334-2259 (641 amino acids)
Biological process (GO): microtubule cytoskeleton organization
Cellular component (GO): microtubule cytoskeleton
Source: RefSeq, a predicted model, not a curated record
UUUAAAUGGGGGAGUUGCCUUUUUAUAGACGUGAUCAGGAUCUGUGCAGACUACCGUAACCUUAAAGGAGACAGGAGUUAAAUUUGUGGGCAACCUAGCGUUGAUUCAUUUCUAAACCACUGGACUGGAGUAAAACUGGAUUCUUUGUUGUCAUGCUUUUCUCUUAUUAUAUGGUUUUGUAAGGCACAGAUGGACAAGCAGCUGAUGCAGGGGGCAGUUCCUUUCAUGACACACUUGCAGUGCGAGGACCCGAAAGGCAUCUUGAAAUAGAAAUUCAAGAGAGGAGGAGGAGGAGGAGAGAAAGGAGGGGGGUUUUUGUGCGAGAGCAUUGGUAUGCCAGGCUCAAUCCCCAGCAUGGCUGUGCAGAAGAAGAGUGUCAUCCCUCCAUCGCAGGGACCACUUUCAACACGUACAAUCGAGAAGGGGAGCCAGAAGAAGGGGAAUGCAUCUGAAAGGACGGGAGGCAAUGGCACCUGUGUCAAACCAAAUUCAACAGCAAAGAAAACCGUCUGCUCUGUCAUCAAGUCUCCCAAGAUAUGCAACUCAGCUUCUCCACGAGCAACUGCAGUGGCAAAUGGACAAAAUGUUGACGAGAGGCUGAAAGCAGCACGGGAGAGAAGAGAAGAGCACCAGAAGCUGCUAGUCUCCCGGGAGCUGAGCAGGUUGGAGCGGGAGCAGCAAGCCAGGCGAUACUAUGAACAACAGCUGAAGCAGCGCAAGAAGAAACUCCUGGAGCAGAGGCUCAAAGAGGAGAGGAGGCGUGCUGCUGUGGAAGAGAAGCGCAAGCAGAGACAGAGGGAGGAGAGAGAGCGAUAUGAAACUGCAGUGCGUAGGACGCUGGAGAAGAGCCAGAGAGCCCAACUGAACCUGAGUCAGAACUCAAGAGGAAGGAAGCUCACCAAAAACAUUCCUCGUCGCUUACCGCUGACACCAUGGGAGAAGAACUUGGUCAGUCGCCUCCUUACCCCCACAUGCUCUUAUCUGGCCAGGAGCAAGAGUGCUGCUUGUCAGUCAGGAGAAGAAGUUGUCCAUAUUUGUCGCCGUGCAGUUUCAUUCCACUCCAUGAAUAUCACCAACACCACCCCCUCCCCUAAAAAGCCCCAGCACCACUCUGUUCCAGUCCAGCACAGACCAUCUUCCUCACCAAGUCCAAACAACAGAAGCAUCAAUCAGGCACAGUUUAAAGCAGCAAGAAAGCAAGAAGCAAAGAAGAAGAGCUCAAACAGCCACUCUAAUCCUAAAUCAUCUGCUGUUAACACCAUUGGGAAACCAGCUAAAGUAACACAAAGCAGAACAGCCUCACCUUCACCUGAAAGGAGUCCACGAAGAUCAAUCAGCAGACAUUCAACCCCGCUGCAGCUGGAGCUCCCGUCGGUCCCAGAGGAGGAUGUUGCUGUUUGUAGGUCUGCCCUUGCUCCUGGUAACUCGAGGCCCGUACGGACACCAGCCGAAGGUCAGCAUGAGAAAAUGAAAGAUGAAAAUCCAUGUUUGAACCGGCCUGACAAAGUGACUGAAGCUGUAACAAGAACAGCAGGAGAUGGAACUCCACAGCCUCCUGAUGUCACUUGCAGGACCUCAGCCGGGACAACCGACCAAGAGGCAGCCUCGCGUCUCCUAGCUGAAAAGAGAAGAGAGGCCCGACUACAACGGGAGAGAGAGGAGCAGGAGCGCCUACAAAGAGAGGAGGCUGACAGGCGGAGUCGUGAAGAACUGGAGCGCAAGAGGUCAGAGGAGCGAGCGCGACAGCAGGCCGAGGCUCAACGUCUCAUAGAGGAGAAGAAGAGACGGGAGGAAGAGGAGCAGAGACGAGCCGAGGAGGAGAGAGCCCAGGCUAUGAGGGAAGCUGCCCUUCUGCUGAAACAGAGAGAGGAGGAACAAGCCAAAGAAAGGGCAAAAGCAGAGCAGUUAAAACAAGAGAGAGAACUCCUCGCACAGAAAGAGGAGGCAGCUCGACAAGCCAGGAAAAAGCGACUUGAGGAGAUCAUGCGGAGAACCAGGAGGACAGAUUCUCCAGAUACGAAAUCUGUGCCGGUGAGGAUGCUGCCAAAUGAAGCCGAACCAAAGGAAAACACACAGCCUGCACACAAUGGCACAAUAGAAGACGCUGUCAAGCUGCCGGUGGGGACCAAGACCUCACAGCUCAUGCCGAGCAAUGAGGAGGACAUGGUACCUGUCGUGGCCUUCAAAGAACGCAGGUCUCUUAGGACCCUCACAGGCCUGGAGGAAAUCCAGACUCACCAACGAGCAGAGGUCAUCUGAGCAUCUGAAAAGAAACCAAAUGUGUCACGAAGACUUCGUUGGAGAGCUGUGCGUUCUGUGAAAAACAGGAAUCCCUGCAGCACAGCCACUUUGCUGCCCUUCUGCACCUUGAAAGCGCAUGUAAAAUUACAGCCUUGCCUCUCACCGAGGAACGUCAGCAUUCAGGCACCUUUCUGUGUGUAACCAGUGGCACAAAUGUUGGAGAAGUUAUUUACAGUAUGACUUAAGUACAGCACGUUUCUGAACUGAAAACUGAAGAUGUAGACAGUGGUGGUGAUAGUUUGCUGGAAAAUGCAGUCCAUCUUUUCAGAGAGUGUUGCCUCUGUGAAAUACUAGUCACAACUUGUGUCAGCCAUAUGCUUUCUGCUUAUUCCUGAUAUUUCUUGCUAUGAAAGCACUUUUUCCUUCCUCAGUUUUGUCACUGUGGAAUUAGAAUAGUGGCUGUUUGCACUACAAAGACUUAAAGUUGUAACUCCUUGUCCUACCCUGUCGUCUAGUGAAGUUUAGCAAUCACAUAUUUCAAAGCUGCUAAGGAAGUUAGUUUCUGAAGACUUUGCUUCAGUUUGUGAGUGUUGUUAUAGAGAGAAUAAAAUGCACAAAGCGUAUAUUGCACUUCUAGUUGCUUUGUAUGAUACUGCGCAAUCACUUUACAGAGCAAAGUUUAAGGCGUUAAGUGAAUUUAUUAUCAUAAAAGCAUCUUAAAAUUGUAUCCAAUUAUGAAUAUUACAUCUUUUUCUUAGAAGUAUUGCUUAAACCUGUUCAAAUAUAUGCUAUAAUCAAUUAAAGUUGAUCCUAUGCCACA